UUGGUCAACCAUCUAAACAAGAACUCAAGUACUUUCAAAGUUUCAGUUUUUUCAGUUAAAGAUUGGAUUGUUGGAUCAAAUUAGGUAGAUGGGUAUGGCAGGUGUCCAAGAAAAUGGACAUGGUGAGAUGGUUUUGUCUGAUUUUCCACUGGGAAGCAAGAACAAGUAUAAGAGGAUGGAUUCUCAAUAUGAUGAAGAUGAUGAUCCUUCACAACAUCAUAGGAAGAAGAGUACUAGAAAAUAUGUUUUUGGUUGUGCUAUUUUUGCUUCUCUCAACAAUGUCCUCCUUGGCUAUGAUGUAGGUGUCAUGAGUGGAGCAAUCUUAUUCAUUCAAGAAGAUCUGAAAAUAACAGAAGUUCAACAAGAAGUUCUUGUUGGUGUUUUGAGCAUAAUUUCACUUUUAGGUAGCUUAGCUGGUGGAAGAACAUCAGAUGCAAUUGGUAGAAAGUGGACGAUGGGGUUAGCUGCUGUUAUAUUUCAAAUAGGUGCCGCUGUAAUGACUUUUGCUCCUUCCUUCGAAAUAUUAAUGGUUGGAAGGAUUUUAGCUGGAGUUGGCAUAGGCUUUGGUGUCAUGAUUGCACCCGUUUAUAUAGCUGAGAUAUCACCAACAAUUUCUAGAGGCUCGCUCACAUCAUUUCCCGAGAUUUUCAUAAAUCUAGGAAUUUUACUCGGUUAUGUAUCUAAUUAUGCAUUCUCCGGUCUUUCAGCACAUAUAAGCUGGCGGAUAAUGCUUGCUGUUGGAAUUCUUCCUUCAGUCUUUAUUGGAGUUGCUCUCUUCAUCAUCCCUGAGUCACCAAGGUGGCUGGUCUUGCAGAACCGAGUAGAAGAAGCAAGAUCGGUUCUAAUGAAAACAAAUGAAAAUGAGUCGGAAGUUGAGGAGAGACUAGCCGAGAUACAACUCGCUGCUGGAACAUCAAACACAGAGAAACCCGUGUGGCGUGAAUUGUUGAGCCCCUCUCCUGCCCUACGCAGGAUGCUGAUCACAGGUAUUGGAAUUCAAUGUUUCCAACAGAUCACUGGAAUUGAUGCCACUGUUUACUACAGUCCAGCAAUUUUCAAAGCAGCUGGUAUUGAGGAUGAAUCGAAACUUCUGGCUGCUACGGUUGCUGUGGGAGUCAGCAAAACAGCAUUUAUACUAAUAGCAAUCAUUCUCAUCGACAAAGUCGGGAGAAAGCCGUUGCUCUAUGUGAGCAUGAUCGGUAUGACUACAUGUUUGUUUGGCGUGGGGAUCACUCUCCUUUUAAUGAAAGAAGGAUCAAUUAGCAUCGCGUUAGCCAUACUAUUCGUUUGUGGGAACGUAGCAUUCUUCUCAGUGGGGAUCGGUCCAGUCUGUUGGGUUUUAACGUCCGAAAUCUUUCCCUUAAGGGUUCGUGCUCAAGCAUCAGGGCUCGGGGCAGUAGGUAAUAGAAUGUGCAGUGGGUUGAUUGCGAUGUCUUUUCUCUCAGUUUCGCGUGCAAUUACUGUUGGUGGAACCUUCCUAAUCUUCUCAGUAAUCUCUGUAUUAUCCAUUGCAUUUGUCUAUAAAUAUGUUCCAGAAACAAAAGGCAAAUCGUUGGAGCAGAUCGAGUUGUUAUUUCAGGAUGAAUAUGGAUUUCAAGGAGGUGAAGUACAACUUGGAGAUGUUGAACAUCUAGUGCAUAAGUGAAACAAAAGUCCUUGUUGAUGACAUGUUAAAUACACUGAUUGAAUCAUUAUUCAUUGAGUGAAGUUUUGGAGAGGCUAUUUGAUACGGCCAUCUGCAAAUGCCACUACAAUUUUCCCCUUUGGGGCAUUGGGGAGAAGCGAGGAUCACAGGAUACAUCUCUUACUUAUAACGAGACAGACAUAAAAAUUGAUGUCUGAGAUAGGAUAUGUAAUUCUUAUUUAUCAAAAGAAUCACAUGUAGCAGACA
This is a messenger RNA of Lycium ferocissimum, 1891 nucleotides long. RefSeq names its product probable polyol transporter 4. The coding region runs from base 89 to 1645 and encodes 518 amino acids. Gene Ontology annotation, biological process: transmembrane transport. Gene Ontology annotation, cellular component: membrane. Gene Ontology annotation, molecular function: carbohydrate transmembrane transporter activity. The transcript has 3 exons. Lineage: Eukaryota; Viridiplantae; Streptophyta; Magnoliopsida; Solanales; Solanaceae. The record is from RefSeq and is a predicted model, not a curated record.